CCGAACCGCGGGGCCCCCAGAGCGCAGCAGCACCCCCGAGGGCAGCGACGUCGCCGUGAGCCUCGGGGACGAGGGCCUGGAGCGGCCUCCCCGGACGCCCGCGGACAACCAGGCCCGCUGCUGCUACGUCUGUGGGUCGGCGCUGUCGCCAGCCUCACAGCAUCAGAUCCACGUGCAGAAGCAAGAGGCCCCCUCACAGGCGCCCUUCUUCCCCUUCCUUUGGCUGCACAGUCCCCCACCCGGCGCCCAGCCCAUCACAGAAGCGGGCAGCACCCUCGUGUGUCCCUGCUGCUUCUCGUCCCUCACGCACCAGUGGCAGAGCUUCGAGUUGGCCAACGUGCCUGUCCUGCAGCGGCUCUACGUGGUUCCCCUGAACAGCCACGCCCCCGGCAUGGCCUCUAAGGCCCGCAGACUCCCUAGAGAAGAGGGGCCCGCCCCCGCCGCCGGGCUGCUGCGGGAGGCCUGCUACCUCUGCGGGGAAGACUGUACGCGGGAUGCCCGGUCAGUGCCCUCCCGCAUCGUCAACGGCAACUCGGGGAGCUCCAUGCACUUCCCCUUUCUCAGCCUUCUGCCUUGCCCACCCAACGCACGGCCCCCUAACAAGCGCUGUGAGGUUCGCAGCUGCCCCAAGUGCUACAGCGUCCUGGAGGACGUCUGGGCCCUGUACCGGGCAUCACACAACCGUGAGCUCAUCAGCUCGGUGCAAGGCUUCCUGGGCAGGUACCACCAAGCCUUCUCUGCUUCGGACCCUUCUCUGAGCGACCUGCCCGCUUCUGCGCAGGGAGGUCCGCCUGCCGUCUGUUACAUCUGCGGGGCUGAGUUGGGGCCGGGCAAGGAGUUCCAGCUCAGCAUGAACCCCGCUAGCCACCUGGGCGAGAAGGAGCCCUUCUUUCCUUUCCUCACCGUCUAUCCGCCGGCCCCGCGGGCCAGGCCUGCAGACUCCACCGGCCUGGUGGCCACCUGUGUGCUCUGCUAUCAUGACUUGCUGGGUCAGUGGCUGCAGCAUGAAGCCAGAGGUGCUCACCAGGGUGUCAGCGCCUGGUCCAGGCAGUACCAGGUGGACACAUUCGUGUGCUUCUUCUGUCAGCAAGAGAAGAAACGGUGUCUGGGGCUGAAGUCGGUGAGGGUGGCCAGGCUGCCCUUGUUCCUGUAUACCCUGAGAGCCAGCCAUAGCCUGUUGGUGGAUGACGGCCGGCAGCUGAUCAUUGGUGCCUGUGUGGAUUGUGGGACCCUGGUUUGUGCAGGUCAGGGGCUCGUCAGCCAGGCCCCUGUGGGCUGGAGCUCCCCAGCAGCAGGAGUAACAAAGGUCACCUCUGCCCCUCUGGAGACACCUACAAUUGUCCAUGCUCCUGCAUCAGAGCCUGAGCUACAGCCGGUGCCCCCCACAGAUAGUCUAUCCAGGGGCGCCAGGACCACCCAGGAGCUGCGGCCAGUGCCAAGCCAGCAGAGUAGCCGGGACAGCUGGGAUGGAGACGGAGCAGACCUCAUAGCCACAGGCAUGAGCCAUGAGCCCAAGUCCCCUUCAAUAGGGAUGCUUUCCACGGCGACCAGGACCACCGCCACCGUCAACCCCCUCACCCCCUCGCCACUCAAUGGCGCCCUGGUGCCCACCGGUAGCCCGGCCACCAGCAGUGCGCUGUCGGCCCAGGCCGCGCCAUCCUCCAGCUUUGCUGCCGCGCUGCGCAAACUCGCCAAACAGGCAGAGGAGCCCAGAGGGUCUUCACUGAGCAGCGAAUCGUCCCCUGUGUCCUCCCCAGCUACCAACCAUAGCUCUCCAGCCAGCACGCCCAAGAGAGUGCCCAUGGGUCCCAUCAUUGUCCCACCUGGGGGUCACAGUGUCCCCAGCACUCCUCCUGUGGUCACUAUUGCCCCCACCAAAACCGUCAAUGGAGUCUGGAGAAGUGAGAGCCGCCAGGACUCUGCCUCACGAGGCAGCAGCAGCGGUCGGGAGCGCCUGCUUGUGGAACCUCCUCUAGCCCAGGAGAAGGCGGCAGGCCCAGCUAUCCCCUCCCACUUGCUCAGCACCCCCUACCCCUUUGGCCUCUCCCCCAGCUCAGUUGUACAGGACUCCCGCUUCCAACCACUCAACCUCCAGCGGCCUGUACACCACGUGGUGCCCCCGAGCACUGUGACUGAGGACUACCUGAGAAGCUUCCGGCCCUAUCACACUGCCGAGGACCUACGCAUGUCCUCCCUGCCUCCGCUUGGCCUGGACCCAGCCACCGCUGCUGCCUACUAUCACCCCAGCUACCUGGCCCCGCACCCAUUCCCCCACCCAGCCUUCAGGAUGGAUGACUCCUAUUGCCUAUCAGCCUUAAGGUCUCCGUUCUACCCCAUCCCCACCCCUGGUUCCCUGCCUCCACUGCACCCAUCAGCUAUGCACCUGCAUCUCUCUGGGGUCCGCUACCCACCUGAACUCUCACACUCGUCCCUGGCCGCGCUGCACUCAGAGCGGAUGUCGAGCCUCAGCGCAGAGAGGCUGCAAAUGGACGAAGAGCUGCGGAGGGAGAGAGAACGGGAGCGUGAGCGCGAACGGGAGGCCGACCGAGAAAGGGAGAAGGAACGGGAGCGGGAGCGAGAGCAGCGGGAGAAGGAGCUGGAACGAGAACGGGAGAAGGAGCGGGAGCGGGAACUGGAGCGACAACGUGAACAGCGGGCGAGGGAGAAGGACCUGCUGGCUGCCAAGGCGCUGGAGCCCACCUUCCUGCCUGUGGCCGAGCUGCAUGGACUCCGGGGCCAUGCCACUGAGGAGCGGCCCAAGCCCUCAGAGCAGCUGACCCCAACCCGAACAGAGAAGCUGAAGGAUGUGGGCUUGCAGGCACCCAAGCCUGUGCAGCAUCCACUGCACCCAGUGCCUGCCCCGCACCAUACCGUGCCCAGCCUUAUCUCCAGCCACGGCAUCUUCUCUCUACCGGGAAACAGCGCCGCCACAGCCCUGCUGAUCCAGCGCACCAACGAGGAGGAGAAGUGGCUGGCACGCCAGCGGCGGCUGCGGCAAGAGAAGGAAGACCGCCAGUCCCAAGUGUCCGAGUUCCGGCAACAGGUGCUGGAGCAGCACCUAGACCUGGGCCGGCCCCCGGUGCCCACAGAGGUGGAACACAGGCCUGAGAGCACCAGGCCAGGACCAAACCGGCAUGACCAGAGCAACCGUGAACCCCCACAGCACUUUGGUGGGCCACCACCCCUCAUCUCACCCAAGCCCCAGCACCAUACUGUGCCCACAGCCCUCUGGAACCCAGUGUCUUUGAUGGACAAUACCCUGGAGACGCGGCGGGCUGAGAGCCACUCUCUGCACAGUCACCAGACUGCUUUUGAGCCGAGCCGUCCAGCGGCCGUGCCGCUGGUAAAAGUGGAGCGUGUCUAUUGCACGGAGAAGACAGAGGAGCCCCGGAAGCGUGAGGCCACACCACUGGACAAAUACCAACCACCACCGCGGGAGACAGGAAGUCUGGAACCUCAGACCUUUCCCCAUGGACCUGGGCCUUUCCUUGCGGAACUUGAGAAAUCAACACAGAACAUCUUGGGCCAGCAACGGCCCUCCCUUUCCCAGGCAACCCCCUUCGGGGAGCUCAGUGGGCCCCUGAAGCCAGGCUCGCCCUACUGCCACCCCACACCACGGGGCCCUGACCCAGCAUACAUCUAUGACGAGUUUCUUCAGCAACGCCGGAGACUGGUCAGCAAGCUGGACCUGGAGGAGCGCAGGCGGCGCGAAGCUCAGGAGAAAGGGUACUACUAUGACCUCGAUGACUCUUACGACGAGAGUGAUGAGGAGGAGGUCAGGGCACACCUCCGUUGCGUGGCUGAGCAGCCACCCCUCAAACUGGAUACGUCCUCUGAGAAGUUAGAGUUUUUGCAACUUUUUGGCUUGACCACCCAGCAGCAGAAGGAAGAGCUGGUAGCACAGAAGCGCCGGAAGCGGAGGCGGAUGCUGAGAGAGAGAAGCCCAUCUCCACCUGCGGUUCAGAGCAAGCGGCAGACACCUUCCCCCAGGCUGGCUCUGUCCACCCGCUACAGCCCCGACGAGAUGAACAACAGCCCUAACUUUGAGGAGAAGAGGAAGUUCCUGACCUUCUUCAACCUGACACACAUCAGUGCAGAGAAGAGGAAAGACAAAGAGAGGCUUGUUGAGAUGCUCCGUGCAAUGAAGCAGAGGGCACUGUCCGCAGCAGUGGCAGAUUCAGUGACAAACUCUGCGAGGGACAGUCCUACCAUCUCCCUGAGUGAACCAGCCACACAGCCAGCUCCUCUGGAAACCGAUCAGCCUGCCGGGGUCCCUGCCUCCGCGUCAGACGUCCCAAAGGCCGCGGAGACUGGGAGACUGGAACAGCUCCGGCCCCAGGAGCUCUUGAGAGUCCAGGAGCCAGCUCCUAGCAGCGGUGAGAAGGCCAGGCUGAGUGAGGCCCCCGGGGGCAAGAAGAGCCUGAGCAUGCUUCAUUAUCUCCGGGGCGCUGCGCCCAAGGACAUUCCUGUGCCGUUGUCCCACAGCAUCAACGGGAAGAGCAAGCCUUGGGAGCCCUUCAUGGCAGAAGAGUUUGCACACCAGUUCCACGAGUCCGUACUGCAGUCCACACAGAAGGCGCUGCAGAAGCAUAAAGGGAGCUCAGCUGUGCUGUCUGCAGAGCAGAACCACAAGGUCGACACGGCAGUCCACUACAACAUUCCCGAGCUGCAGUCCUCCAGCCGGCUCCCCCUGCCCCAGCACAAUGGACAGCAGGAGCCCCCAGCUGGGAGGAAGGGCCUCCCUAUGCAGGAGGUGGACCAGGACUCUGAGGACGAUGUUGAAGAUGACAGUGAUGAGGAAGCGGAGGAAGCCCCCAGGCGCCAGUGGCAAGGGAUUGAGGCAAUCUUUGAAGCUUACCAGGAACACAUAGAAGAGCAAAACCUGGAGCGGCAGGUGUUACAGACACAGUGCCGGCGGCUGGAGGCCCAGAACUACAGCCUCAGCCUGACUGCCGAGCAGCUCUCUCACAGCAUGGCGGAGCUUCGGAGUCAGAAACAGAAGAUGGUCUCGGAGCGGGAGCGGCUCCAGGCGGAGCUGGACCACUUACGGAAGUGCCUUGCCUUGCCCGCCAUGCACUGGCCUAGGGGUUACUUUAAGGGAUAUCCGAGGUGACGAUUUCCCUUGCACUAGGCUGAACCUAUAGCAUAGAAAUAUUAUCUAUUUUAUUACCUUGAAUAUUUAAUAUUUUUCACUGGGAGGUUUGAAGCUUACAAAUUGAGAACGUGCCAUGCAUGAAGCGAAGAAUUCCAGGCUCCAGCGAGGACAUCACCUUGACUCCAGUGUGAUCGAGUCACCCUGUCUCAGCUAAGACUCAGUUUCUCUUUCUGAUGGCGGUUUUAUUCCUUCUCCCCCCACAUUCUUUGUAUCCAGUACUGAUGCCCACCAUGCAUGUGGCUGAGGGAGAGCCAGUUGGUUGUUUCUGGUGUUGCUGUGCCGAGCCCAGCUUGCUCUUGCUGCGGCCCUGGGAGUGUUGACCCCUUCCUCCCAGGAGGAAGACUAACUUGCGCUGAGAAGGCUGGGUGUGUACAAGCAAAGGGCUCACGAUCAGUCACCUUCCUGCGCCAUCGUCAAAGCCACAGGUCCCAGGAGCAUGCAAGCCAGUCAAGGCUUCUCCCUGGAACAGCUAGAGGCAAACCCACACCCGAAGGUACCUUGUUUUCCUUGGGGAAGACAGUGGAGCUGUCCACUGAUAGCCCACUGACUGGAUUGCUACCGCUGUGUGUGGCGUUUUCAUACAAACAUAUGUUUUGAGAGAAAAGUCAAAGGUGCUUCAGCCUUGUACUGUGUAUAUAUUAAAAAAAAACAAAGUUUUGUAUGUUUUUAUUACUUUAAUUAUUGUUAUAAAAAGCCUGCCAUUUUUAAUAUGUGGUUUGGGGAAUUUUGUUUGUUUUUCCUGUUUGGGGGUUUCCUUUGUUUUUCUCGUUUUUGUUUUUUCUGGUUAAAAAAAAACCUGCUUCUAGUGUUUGUGCUGCUGCUGGUCAGGACAUUAAAAUGCUGAAGUUCCUUUUAGAAAAUAGAAGAACUCACCUGUGUCAUCCCACGGCAGGGCUGAGGGGCACCUGGGGCUGGGCUAGUCAUGUUCAGAGCAUGAGUGACCCCCAUGCAGCAGGAGCUGAGCUCCUGUGACAGGCACGGCCAUGGCAGAGAGCUCGGUACCAGGGAACCCUCAGUCAGGGUUGGCCAACAUGGAGGAUGGAGAGAGGAGGCUGAGCCUGCCUUCGGCCACCAGGCUUAAUGGUUGUACAAAGCAGCUUGCUGGCAGCCCCUGCCCAUCCGCCCCCUGCAGUUUGCUGUCUCCCUGCCAAGAAUCUUCUAGUUAUUAGCAAACCCAGAGAAGAAAGUGCCCCCAGUAUUGUCAGUCGUCAACAAGUGCGGCUUGGCACAGGAGCAGCAGGUGAGGGGCGCUGAGGUCUCUGCCCUACAGCCAGCGGAAGAGGGUCUGCAGGUGAGCAGAGGCUGCAUGCCCUGGGACAGAGCGUUACCGAGUUCCUAAUUAUAUGCUGCUUGCGCUCACACCUUAGUGUUCCUGUCCCAGUCUCAACUCCACACUGAUGACUGGAAGCUUUUGCUAAUCUGCUUGGUGUAAUGGCUUUGGGAAAAGUAGACCCCAUAACUUAAGGCACACAUACAGCCCCUUCUCCCCCAUUAUCUCACAGGAAUUCCCCUGAAUGAGUGUGACCCAAUGCAAGAGAACCUCCCAGGUGGGCCUGGGGCACAAGCUGAGCCACUGACCUGGCAAUGCCUAUGUCCCUUCCAAAUGCCCUGGCCUGCCUGUGGAGCCCUAAAUAUUCCCAUGCUCACAAGUAAAGUGACAAUCAGAACCAGGUACAAGCCAGUAAGGUGGCAGGCAAGCAUGCCACUCAUACCACAUACACGUGGUUCUCCCAUCCCACAUAGUCUGAGACACUGAUGAAGGUAAAAACACAGCACACUCGUCCAGGUACCACACAUAGUCCCCGGCGGCCUCUGCCAGUUUUUCCCCACUACAGAUCUGCUCUAGGAUGGACUGGAAAAUUAGUAUGUGCAUGAGAGUCCUAGUCCUUGCCCGUGUCUUCUCACUUCACCUCCAAGGGAUAACUGCCAUCUCUCCUGGCCGGGAAUUCACCAAGCUUGUGAUGAACCAGUCCAGUGUUAGAUCCCAUGGCUCCAUGUUUCAUCAGAUCAGAUUUGUUCCACAUCAUCAGAGCCAAACUGAUAAGGCCUGCCAUCACCCCAGAUGAGUAAGCUAGGACUGUCAACACCUAGUGGCUAGGUACCCAGAGGAGCACUGCCCUACGAGUGGGGAAUUGCAGCCAUGCUCACAGCACUGCCAAAUCUCAGUUAAACUGAACUGCAAACUAGAUGCCUCCCACCCCUGCCCUCAGAUGUCCAGAACCCAGCAUGGAGAUGGCCCGCACAGCAGGCUCAGCACCUCCGAGGUGUGCGGUAGCCACUUAGCAGCCGUCUGUGCUCUUUCAAGUACUCAAGCUUUGACUUCACUACUUGCCGUAGCCUGUCCCCACUGUCUGAUCCAGUGCUUAACUUCAACCCUAGAGGCUGCCUUGACCCGAGGAGGCAUCUCACAGGUUUUGUGCUUGUGUGUGCCCUAUGCCUCGCUGCUGGGGCAGUGGACCCAGGCAGGAGGGAGGACAGGUGCCUCGGUCACUCUGGGGGCAGUUUAGAUGCUGUGAAAUUAAACCCGUUCUAAGUGUACUUGUUUGAAUUAACUGUAUUGUAAUAUUAUUUGUUGAAUGUAGUAAUUAGGUAUUUAUGAAUAUAUUGCUGUAAUUUCUGACAACAUCCCAAAAAUAAAAUCUUCCUAAAUCA
Messenger RNA from Myodes glareolus (Bank vole), 7807 nucleotides. It is a transcript of the gene Gse1, whose product is annotated as Gse1 coiled-coil protein. Lineage: Eukaryota; Metazoa; Chordata; Mammalia; Rodentia; Cricetidae. The record is from RefSeq and is a predicted model, not a curated record.